Messenger RNA from Pocillopora verrucosa, 1836 nucleotides. RefSeq names its product tetratricopeptide repeat protein 4. Lineage: Eukaryota; Metazoa; Cnidaria; Anthozoa; Scleractinia; Pocilloporidae. Gene Ontology annotation, biological process: protein folding. Gene Ontology annotation, molecular function: Hsp70 protein binding; Hsp90 protein binding. The record is from RefSeq and is a predicted model, not a curated record. Gene Ontology annotation, cellular component: cytosol; nucleus.
CCUCGAGUUCCCAACAUGGCAGACAAAACAGUAACAGCGACAAAGAAGACAGCCGCUGAACUCGACGAGGAAAUCGAUGAAUUCAUGAAAGAGAGGUCCAGUGGUAAAAAGCGUGUCAUCACUUUCACAGAAGAAAAUUGGGAAGAGGAAUUUGAGAAAACACCUGCUUUUAUGACAAAAACUCCUACACAGGAAGAAAUAGAUAACAACCCAGCCUUAGCAGCCCUUCAAGCUAUGAAAUAUGAAGACGAAGACCCUGUAGCAAGAGCAGAAGCAUACAAAGAAGAUGGUAACUAUGAGUACAACAGAAAAAAAUUCAAGGAAGCGAUUGCUGCAUAUACUGAGGGAAUCAAGGUGAAAUGUGAUGAUGCUCAUCUCAAUGCCAUCCUCUACACAAACAGAGCAACAGCACAAAUAUGUCUGGGAAAUAAUCGUAGUGCCCUCAAUGAUGCCACAGCUGCAAGGAAGCUAGAACCAACUUACAUGAAGGCUUUAAUUAGAGGUGCCACUGCUUGUGUGGAGCUUCAAAAAUUUGAGGAUGCUGUAAAAUGGUGUGAUGAGGGAUUAGCUAUUGAAGCUCAAAACCAACAGCUUUUGGAUUUAAGGAAAAAGGCUGUUGCAGAACAGAAAAGGGUGCUGAGAGAUCAACGAAAAGCAGUGUUAAAGGAAAAGAAAGAAAGAUCUGAAGCAGAGGCUUUGAAAUCAGCAGUUAAGGCCCGAGGAGUCACUUUGGAGCAUGAGGAUGACCUGUUGAGGCCCAUGGCCGAUGGGGGACUGGACAUCAAGGUCUCUUUGGACAGUAGUGGUAUACUUCACUGGCCAGUCAUGUUUGUUUAUCCUGAGUUUGAAGAGACCGACCUGAUAUCUUCAUUUAAUGAGAAUGACAGAAUGGCAGAUCAUCUGUGUGCCAUGUUUGACCAAGAAUCUCCUCCCUGGGACAAAGAAAGGAAGUACACUCUUGCAAAUAUCGAGGUUUAUUUUGAGGACUCGGCAAGAGAAAAGCUUUGUUUGGUGAAAAAUAGUAGCUGCCUGAAAGAUAUACUAUCGGACUCGAGGUUUGUGGUAAAACAGAGAACACCGUCGUUUAUUAUCCUAAGUAAAGAGUCUUCAUUCCGGACAACUUUCCUCCAGCGAUGUCAAGUUGAACGAUAACACGUGCAUUCGGUACAACGUCGGGUCUACGUCCGUAGCACCUCAAGGUACUUCGAGGAGAUGCCGAAGGGUCUCCGAUUCAAGUUGUCGAGUGAAAGAACAAUGCGGGGAUUUGAGACCAUUCCGCCUAGUAAAAUGUCGUCUUUAAACAUUGUAUUGACUUAUUCUAUGUUGGCGUGCUAAUCACACGUGAAAAAUAUGGACAGUAACUAAACGCAAUGCAUUUUUUUUCAUACGUUGGGAUAGUAAUUGUCCAUAGAAAAAUCUUAUAUACAUAACGGACUUUUCUAAAGGACCUUACUUCAAGCUGGUGACCGAAAAAUUUCAAUACAUCAUUGUAAAUGAGAAGAUAUUGUAAAUUUAAUUCAAUAUAGAUUAGAAAUGUAAAGAUUUCGAAAUGUUCAAACAUCGUAAUGAAAGGCGCGCGCGAAACUCUUUAUUUUAGGCGGGAAAAACGCAACAAAAGUCAAUACGAUGGAACGAGUUUUCGAAAAUGAAGGUGGCAAAUACAAGAUUGCGACAAUUUUGCAGGAGUACAAGUUUUCUCUGGACAAAGCUCAAUUCUUUCCAUCAAUAAUAACUGUUCAGACUUACAUGUAAUUGCUCAUAGCCUUCACAGUAAAACUUCACGAGGUAUUUAUUUUCUUAGCAAUUCGCUGGAAACUUAAAGUCAAAAUUCGUACU